Micropterus dolomieu (smallmouth bass) is the source of this 2244-nucleotide messenger RNA. RefSeq lists its product as uncharacterized. The coding region runs from base 224 to 1111 and encodes 295 amino acids. The transcript has 5 exons. Gene Ontology annotation, molecular function: sequence-specific DNA binding. The record is from RefSeq and is a predicted model, not a curated record. NCBI's taxonomy places the organism in Eukaryota, Metazoa, Chordata, Actinopteri, Centrarchiformes, Centrarchidae.
UAUUUUAACUUGUAUGCAUGAAAGACGGUGUAAAAGUCUUUCAGGACGGCACUCGGGUUUCCACGACAUAACAUUUAACGCAAAUGUAACUUUUUCUUAGUUUUACACCGCGUUAAGUUAGUAUAAAAGUAAUGGUUACAAAGCUCAGCUGAGCUUCAUUUGCCAGCCAAGCUAUCUUAACGUUUGCUAAAUUUAGCUUUGCUGUUUUGUUGUGACUGUUGCAAUGGGUGGCUGCUCAGCUCCAAACUGCUCCAAUUCAACCAGCAUAGGUAAACAGCUGUUCAGAUUCCCCAAAGACCCUGACCGUAAGAAGAAGUGGGUUGUGAACUGUCGACGUGACUUCGAGCCAACUCCUCACUCCAGACUCUGCCAGGACCAUUUUGAGCAGAGCCAGUUUGAGGAGAUAGCGAGGUCUCCAACAGGGGGAAAGAAGCUGAAGCCCAAUGCCAUCCCCACUCUGUUCAGUGGAGACCCUACUUACCCUGCUGUCACUUCUCCAUACAUCUUGCUGUCCAUGAAACCUGAACCAGGACAUUGCUCUGUGUCUGCAGUGGAGAAGGAGCUGAAUUUCGGGGAUCAUGGAUAUGCCAGACGCACCCCUCUGGCCGGCCUGGAGGAGGAGGAUGCAGACAGGACCUCUGAGGACCGGCAGCCCUGCACACAGUGUCAACUCCUCAAGAAACAGCUGGAGCAGGAGAUGCAGCACACUGCAAGGCUACAGAAGGAGGCAGAGGAGAUGAAGAAACGUCUAUAUCGACUCGACCGGAUCGAGAAGGGUCUCCAGAACUUUCUGUAUGAGGACCAGAUUCGUGCCCUCUCCCUCACCAAACGCUCCCGACGUGCCGUCUGGUCUCCAGAGACCAUCAUGAAGGCCCGAAAAAUACGCUGUGCAGUUGGCACAAAAGGCUACGAGUACUUGAGGGAGCUGGGAUACCCUUUGCCCUCCUACAGGACUCUGUGUAACCGCCUGGAGACUAAGAUCAUGAUGACGACUGACAUGAGCUGUGAGGAGCUGGCAGAGCUGGGCCUGGGGCUCAUGGCCACUUGUGACAGUCCCACAGAGGGUGUUGGGGACAAUGAUGAGGAGGAACUGAUUGGUGUUUUGUCCUGAUCGUGGCAGCUUGCGUGAAUUACUGACUCUAACCAAGGGAAGAAUGUGCAGAGUUUGCCGUGUUGCACGUCUGCAGAUGUUGACUUCAAGUAACGAUGGGAAGAUGAAGAAAGACUUGAGCAUCAAUGUAAAUGUAUGCUUCGCUUGACAGAGAUUGUGAGUCUACUCAUUUGCAUUGUCACCAGGUUGUGCUUGGGAUCUGCACCAAUAAGACAUGGCUCCACUGUUGUGAGAUGCUGGGGCUUGCAGUUAGUCUAGCUUUGUGUAUGGUGUUUCUUAGCCUGAAGAUGCUCUACUACAGUAUGUGCUGCAACAUGUGAGGAGACGUUCGAUGUAGUCUGUGACAAAGUGGACUACCAUAGUGUGGCAUUGUGUGGAAAGUGUAGAAAUAAUUUGCACAAAGAAUUUUCUGCUUGUGUUUAAAGCUGUUUUAAGAAGUUCGUGUGACGGUGUUAGCUCGCACAAUAAAACCCUGGUAGUAUUUGAUAUACUCAAAUGUAGAGCAGUUAAGCUCAUCUUUGGUUAGGUAGCUUGAGUAUUCGGAUAGUACGAGGGCUACUGUGGCAUGCAAAUAUGUUACACUGUAAAAAGUUUCCUGUACAUUAUGCAAGCUUUAUUUUUUGUUAAAAUUCACCCAGAAUAUUUAUCAUGUGAUGGUUUGUGUAUGUGUAAAACAGUAGUACACAACUGGGAUAGUGGGUCUGGGAAGUGGUCUGUAACCAUGCUGUUUGAAAUAACUAUUACAAAUCACGCAAUUGCGGUCAUCAAAAUUAGAAUAUCAAUUUUUAAUUCAUGUAACCUAUUUAUAUCACAUUUGGGGAAACAUUGCAUUCAGUUUUUCCAGAAGGUCCCAAAUCUUCUGUCACUGACAAAUUAUAUAAAAGAGCACAAAGGAAUAAAAGUAAACCCUCCAUUGGUUAAUAACUACCAGUAGUGUAAUUCUACACUAGAUACUGUAAAUUUCCUUUUGUUGGACAUUUGACUCUUUGCCCUGUCUUGAAGUGUUCACAUUUGCAGUGCAGUUGUAGUUAGUACGAAAGGGUAUCAAGAAAAGCUUGCUCUACUCAGCAAGUCACAUGAUAUCCAGUAUACAAAACACUGGUGCUGUGAGAAAAUAAAAUAAUUAUAAAGAA